UGCGCAUGCUCGAGAUUUAUAAACAGCGACACGGUCCUGCACCACAUUGGGAGUUUAGUUGUAGAUUACAUUAGAUUUGACGUCGUAAAAUUGGAAAAGACUGAACGUAAUCGAUGGGGCGAAGAAAGGCUGUUGAAUAUACUCUAGACUUAAAACAAGACACAGACACAAUGACGUGUUGAUAGCUGCUGAAAUCAAAAGUGAAAGUUCCGUGGUGCUUUCUUCGCCAUUAUUUUAUUUCAUAUUUUUCUCCUCUACGUAUUCAUUUAGCUAAAGACUUCUGCUCCAUGAUGAUUAUUGAAGUAAUUUUACUCGGAUGCAUCAUGAAGUGCGUUUGCGCUGAUGGGGUUGCAGAUGUGGUACUUUCCUGCUCUCUGGUGGAGGAAGGAUCCGGUCUUGGUGGAAUGGGAGGCGGUGCUCUCUUCACUCGCACUCCAGCCACUCUUGUCUUAAAAGAUGUUGCAGUGGGCCCUGACGAAUCACUUGAAACACUCACUCCGUUCGUCCCGCCAUCAGUCCCUGAUCCAGACCUCAUUCUGUUUGAGACCAAAGUGUCAUCACCUGAGAUCCCCAACGCAGAUGUGUUGCUCCAUGCAGACUGCAAUGAUCAGGAGGUUAUGUGUGAAAUCAGUCGGUACUCUCCUCGGGGAUUCCAGGAAAGUUUAGAUCCAGCCUAUUUUAUGGUGACCCUUGGUGUGGACGGAGUUGAGUUCAGCACUGCACUGAUUCUGCAGACUUUGACAGUGGAGAAGGACCAGUCGACCAUUAUUCAAACCAAACUGGGUCUGCCCCUUAGCCAGUCGGGGACUCUACCUCUUGAAGUGAUAUUCCUGGUGUUUACGCCCAUAAAAUCAGUAUCUGCCCCUCUGAGAGGCGAUGUUCUCCUCAACUGUGGCUUCAAGCAGCAGGAUAUACCAUUAGCGCAAGAAAUGGGCAUUGAAUGGCGACUGCAGCACAGGGGAAAAGGCCGGAGAGUUUUUGAAAUGAAGACGAAGCUUGAUGAGACAGAGGAGAGAACAGUUGUUAACGGUGAGAGGAUGGGCUCAAGCGUAGAUGCUGCCCAGGCUGUUGCCGAGGGAAACGCCUCGUUGACGCUGACUAAGCUGAAGGUGGUGGAUGAGGGGACCUACAUCUGUACAGUUAAUGUUGGUCCUUUCCACGCGCAGCAGGUCGUGCAACUCCGUAUUACUCAGCCACCGGAUGUUUCACUCUCACAAGAGAAGCUGGUUUCGAAGAAGUCCCCCCAAACAUUAAGCUGUCACUGCAGUAAAUAUUACCCCCUAGACGCUCAGAUGGAGUGGUUUUCCCUCUCUCCUACAGACACGGAGCCUAAACUCUUUGAAAAUCAGGGCUCGCUAUCCAGCCAUCGGCAGCACGGUGACGGGACGUUCACCCUGUCGUCUCAUCUCUCCGUGCCCCCCAAUGUCUCCCCAGGAACCAAAAUCAUAUGCCAGGUGUCCCACCCAGCCUUGGACGGUCCUUACUCUAUCAGCCUGGUGGUAGAAGAUCCUGAACCAGAUUCCUACUGGUUGGUCCUGGGGUUCCUGAUCAUCACUAUACUUUUCUUCUACCAGGUCAUGUAAUAGCUUAGUUUUAGAUCAUCCCGACUUGAAUCUGUGCCCAGAAAGUUUCUUUCGUGUCAUUUAAAUUCUUUAAGUUAUUUUUGAUCACGUCACUGGUUAUUUUAACUUUCCUCCUUUGUGGGAAAUGCUCUGUAGAUGUUCUUCAGGAUAAAACUGGAUAAUUUAUUUGCAUGACACAUUUGGUUUUGGGUUAUCUUUGUUGUUUAUAUGUGACAUUGCACUAUGCAAGUUUGGAGCUAAAUUCCAGGUAUAAAACUCAUCCAUUACAAUCCAAACCGUGCAUGUCAGCCAGAAAACUGUUUUUUGCAAAUAGGCCAAUGAAACUAAGAAAAACAUGACCUGGGACAUGGACAUUUAGUUCAUGUGCUGCCUUAUAAAUUGUUUACUCAUCAUUUAAUUUUCUAAAAUAUUAGAAACUGUACGAAACCUUACAAGAAACACUGGAAUAGACCUGAAAUGCAUAGUUCCACAUAAAAGAGACAACAAUAGAAACUGGUAUUUUUGUGAAAAGCAGUUCUUAUGAAGUUCUGAAAGUUCCCAGAGGCAUCAAAUAUGUCAGGCUCAAUCUAUGAACCCCUGUAAUAUUUUGUUUAGAUGAUGUAGUGAUGCAGACUGGGAUUGAAUGUCUGACUCAGUGUCACCUUAACUUUGUGACGUGUCAAACACAGCCAGCGCAGAGUGUGGCAAUAGAUUAUUUUCUCAAUGUAACGAGUACUUAAAGAAACGGGAGACGAACGGAAAGUUAGGAUUUUUAAAAGACAGUUAAAAAAAUUAAAAGUUGGUAGUGUUUGUUGAAACUAUUCGGUCUCUUUCCAAAAAGUUUACAUCGUUAUAUUUGAGGAAAGGGCAAUGAAUCCAAAACUCAGAAGCCAACAUCAAAACAGCUGGACGAAGAGCAGCAGGAGGGGGCGCUUUCUUUAAGUAUGUGUGAUUCCUUUUUUUUGUUUGUUUUUGUUGUUGUUCUGUUGUAAUGCAACAUGUUGUCCCUCUAUGUUUGUGUAAUAUUAAUGUGGCAUCUCUUUGGAUUUUACCCUUUGCAAUGAAGGAUUCGUUACUCAGCAACACUGUUUAAGAAAUAUGACAUCUUCAAAUUUUCUUGAAAGGUUGUCACAAUUUGUAUAUUGUUGUGAGCAGACUGCCAUCAUGUGGUGCAGAUGGUGGGAAAAAAAGAACAAUAGAUCCAGUCUGCUGAAAUAAUAAUAACUCAGCAAAUAGUUCACUUCAUUAUUUCUUUAUUGGCAUCAGCAAAAGUGGUAAACAUGCAUCUGUUUGCGCAAAUCCAUUUGCAUCUUUUACUUUUUCAGGUUGUAAAUCAUAAAACAUCUUGUGUGGUUAAUUACCUAAUAAUAUUGUUUGUACAAUAGCAUCAGAUAAUUUGGGCUAACUGCUACAAUAAUGCAUAAAAGCACUUUGCACAUAAGGUUGUUCAUAUUGUUUGUUUUUUUUUAAAUUUUUUUCUAACUCGCAAAGUCAGUCCAGAGAACGUCAUGAACAUCAAUGAACCUCAGUCAAUUCCGACAGACCCCAAGAAUUGUGUACUACGGUUCUAGUCGUACAAUAUUACAUGUGCUCUAACAGUUCACUAGAGUAGCAGUUACUUGCAGUCCCUAUUUUUCUCUCCAAACGAGUAGUUUCAUCAGAUUUGGCAAACUCUUGAGCAUUGUUGCAUUGCAUAAGCAGUAAUUAUCAGAUCAGAAAGACAUUAUACACAGGUCCUUUAAACCACUAACAAAACAAAAUGUACAAUCGGCAGUAAGAUUCAGAAAUGGCAGAUACACAGGUCACACAAAUAGGCAAAACUAUGAACACCGUUUGCCAUGCAGGUUAGAAACAAACACCUCAUUCUGGCCGUUAACAUACUGCAAGUGACACAUGAGUCUGUUGUAGAUGUGAGUCAGCGGGGGACGGGCGGCCAGGUGGCUCAGGGUUUCCACAUCCUGUCUUCUCUUCUGUUUUUUUUU
Molecule: messenger RNA, 3544 nt
Organism: Mugil cephalus (flathead mullet)
Lineage: Eukaryota; Metazoa; Chordata; Actinopteri; Mugiliformes; Mugilidae
Gene: tapbpl
Product: TAP binding protein like
Exons: 8
Coding region: 288-1583 (431 amino acids)
Biological process (GO): antigen processing and presentation of endogenous peptide antigen via MHC class I
Cellular component (GO): membrane
Source: RefSeq, a predicted model, not a curated record